Molecule: messenger RNA, 615 nt
Organism: Terrapene triunguis (Three-toed box turtle)
Lineage: Eukaryota; Metazoa; Chordata; Testudines; Emydidae
Product: interleukin-17C-like
Exons: 2
Coding region: 1-615 (204 amino acids)
Biological process (GO): inflammatory response
Cellular component (GO): extracellular region
Molecular function (GO): cytokine activity
Source: RefSeq, a predicted model, not a curated record
AUGCACUUAUCUCCCCCCGUCUCUGUCUGUCAGGGGGUGCUGUGCGCCCUGCUCCUGCUCUCGCUGCCGGCCGGCCAAGCCCAGAAGCGGGCAAAGGAUCACCAGCGCCACCACCACCACCACCACCACCACCACUGCUUCAGCCAAGAGCAGCUGCAGGCCGGGGAGCUGCCCACCCACUUUGUGAGCAGGACCAUGAAGUGGGACCGAUACGCCCCCGUGCAGCUGGUGCCACACCUGGAGAAGAUGCAGCAGGAAGGAGGCCAGAGACGCAAACGCCAAGUAGAUGGGUGCCCGGCUCUGCAGCUCCAGGCUACCGUCAACAGCGAGCCCAACGAGCGCUCCCUCUCUCCCUGGAGAUACCGCAUCGACGAGGAUGAGAACCGCUACCCGCAGAAGCUGGCCUUCGCCGAGUGCCUGUGCACCGGCUGCAUUGACGUCAAGACGGGCCGGGAGACGUCCUCGCUCAACUCUGUGCUCAUGCACCAGACCAUGAUGGUGCUUCGCCGCAAGCUGUGCCCGCACAAUGCCAGCCCUGGGACCUUUGCCUUCGAGGUGGAGUACAUCAAGGUGCCAGUCGGCUGCACCUGUGUCCUCCCCAGGUCCAGCGGCUGA